Sorghum bicolor (sorghum) is the source of this 1796-nucleotide messenger RNA. RefSeq lists its product as uncharacterized. The coding region runs from base 42 to 1193 and encodes 383 amino acids. The record is from RefSeq and is a predicted model, not a curated record. The transcript has 7 exons. NCBI's taxonomy places the organism in Eukaryota, Viridiplantae, Streptophyta, Magnoliopsida, Poales, Poaceae.
GCGGGGUCGCGGAGCUUGGCGGCCUGCAAUUCGCUUGCCUGAUGGGGCGGCUUCGCGCGUGCUGCCGUCUCCGCCGCUUCCUCGCGCCGCCGCCGCCGCCACAAGCGGCUCCACCGGGCCAACCUCUGGCGCGCGGGUCCAACGCCGCGGUUGCUCACGUACCGCCUUUCUCGAGGCUUUUCUCGUCGGCCUCGGCGGCCGCGGCCAUCGCGCCCCACGACGCACGCGACUCGGGCCUCGGCGGCUCGACGUACUGGGCUUGGAUUCGUGCCGCGACCGAGUCGGCCCCGGCGCCCUCGCCGCCACAGGAGGAGGAGGACGAGGGCCCGGCACGGUACAUCCCCGUCAAGGCCUACUUCCUCUCCACCAGCAUUGAUCUGAAGAGCAUGCAGGCGGAGCACGGGAAUGAUAUCGUACCUCCGUCGACCCGUUCGCUUAAUUACAUUGCGCUUCGGUACUCCGAGUUCCCACCUGAGAUUAUGAACAUUGGAGUGAAGGACAACCGAUUUUGCUAUCGCUAUGUGGUUGUUUUCCAGUAUGGUUCUGCUGUGCUUUUCAAUAUUGCUGAUCAUGAAGCUGAGUACUAUCUUGAUAUAAUUAGGAAGCAUGCUUCAGGAUGGCUUCCAGAAAUGAGAAAAGAUGAUUAUGCAGUGGUCGAGAAACCAUCCUUGACAACAUGGAUGAAAGGAGGUCUUGAUUACAUAGUUCUUAAAAGUUUAGACACAGAUGGGAUUCGCAUAAUUUCAAGUGUUCUUGGUCAAAGUAUCGCCCUUGAUCAUUAUAUUCGGCAGGUCGAUGAUAUGGUUGAAGAAUUCACUGAAAUUAAUCGUGUCAUGGAAAAAACUGGCAACUUCACCAUGCAAAGAAAAAAACUCUUUCAACUUGUGGGCAAGGCUAAUUCUAAUCUUGCAGAUGUUAUCAUCAGACUUGGUCUUUUUGACAGGUCGGAAAUUGCUUGGAAAAAUGCAAAUUAUGCCCAAAUUCUAGAGUAUCUUCGGGAGGAAUAUGAACUGAAUCAGCGUUUUGGAAGCCUUGACUUCAAACUGAAAUUUGUGGAGCACAAUAUUCAUUUUCUUCAAGAGGUCCUCCAAAAUAGACGGUCCGAUCUGCUGGAAUGGGGUGUCAUAAUACUGCUGAUUAUUGAGAUUGCCAUCUCAUUAUAUGAAAUUGUCAAGGACUCCAUGAUCUCUUAGAGCUCUCUUAUUCAACAGAUCAACAGCACGCGUAUCCAUCCUUGACUCACAACCCAUCGUCCUGUUAUGCUAACUCCAGGUCCUCCUGGUUAACAAAAAAAGGGAAAAGAAAAGAAAGACCCCAGCUCCAUCUUUCGUGACUCUCCAUCUCCACCCUUUUGAUUUCUAACCUUAAAUGAAAGCAAGAUGGGAAUGCUCCUACUUCCCGUCCCGAGUACUCAGGCGUUCUGACCAUUGCAUCUUUGAUUUUCUUUAUCCUUUAAUUCCAACUCUCUCCUAACGAAAAGAAGUUUGUCCAAUUUUCCUAUGCCCAAUGAGUUCCCGGGCUGCCAGGGUUUUCAAAUUUGACCAGAUUACUAGUUUUCCUUUUCAAUCUUCAUGCCAUGUGUUCCUGGUACAUGUUCUUGGUGCCACUUUUAAUAUUGUCAUGCGACUGUUAAGGUCCAAUUUUUUGGCAAGGCUGAGGCCAGGUAGCUGGCUACUGGACCUGAUGUAAAGACCAUGAAAGCUUUUAUCAAAUGGCUUUAUAAUUUGUACAAAUAAUUAGCGCGGGAAGGUUCCCUUUGGGUUAAGCAUACUAAAUUGCAAUCUAUUUUGCGUUAA